AUGGCGGCGAGCUCAGCCUCGUCGUCGCCUGCAAACUCUCGACAUGGCUCCUCGCUCCACGCCGCCGGCCCAGACGACCAAAUUGAGCAGCAUGGUCAAGAUGUCUCUUCCGCCGCAUCCAUCCCUGUCGAAGUCCUCGUCGAAUACCUCCUCGCCGCCAAGCGUGCCCUCUCAUCCAUGACGCUCGUCCUCCGCGCCAACGACCUGACAAGCCAUGCUCGCCAGCUCCACGAGGAAUCCGUCAUCCUCCGCGCCCAGACUGCGUUUCUCACCAAAGGGAUCACAGAGCAGAGGAGGCUACUCAACAAGGUACGGCGGAGCAUGAUAAGGACGUACGAUGCCGGCAAGAAGGAGUUCAAGCACAUCAUCAAGACCCUCGACGUCGCAAACGGAAAGCUGGAGACCACCAUGGACAUGCUGAGGAAUACAACUGUCGACGCUCUUUUCAGACCGGCUGGCGAGGAACCGAAGAACCUGUUGGACUUUGUCGACGAGAACCAGGUCCACGGCAUGCGCGAGGCUCUGAAAGCCAGCAUUGCCGAAUUACAGGCCACGCAAACCUCCUUCGACGGCGACCUCUUCCGCUUCGACGACGACCUCCGCGCCAUCGCCAAGAUCCUCAACUCGUCCGCCUCGCCCACACCGUCCAAGUCGCCUGCUGACUCGAUCAGUCAACACCCCCCAAACCCUCCAAUCUUGGACCUCCUGGCCGCCCUGACAGACCACUCCCAUUCGAUGGCCGAACACCUAGCCUCCCUCACACACCACUUCGACAUGUGCGUCACCGCCGUGCGCAUCACAGAAGGCGGCACCGCCCUCGCGCGACGCAAGGCAGCCGAGGACAGCGGCGGUGCCGACGCCGUGUCAAUAUCAGGCGUCAUUGCCGAGCAGGAAACCAACGUCGCAGACCUCGACCCGGAGGAAAAGGCCGAGAUUGUCCAGGUGGUUAUGCAAGACUCCCCUGAGGUGGAAGAGGUCGUCGCCGACCUAAACGUGGAGAUGCAGCAGAUGGAGGUCGAGUUUGUCCAGCUCAAGGACCAGGCGGACCACAUCAGGUCAGGCUACGCGGCCGUCACGCAGGCCUUUCAUGUCCUUGAAGACAUCGGGUCGCGGCUCUCGGGCUACAUCGCGGCCGAGACCGAAUUCGCCGAGCGCUGGGAGGCCGAGAAGGAGGGUAUCGUGGCGCGGCUCGCAGAGAUGGAGUCGCUACGGGACUUCUACGAGGGGUACGCGAGCGCGUACGAUAGCCUGAUCCUCGAGGUAGAGCGGCGCCGCGCCGUCGACGAGAAGAUCCAGGCCGUGUGGCGCAAGGCUAAAGAACAGGUCGACAAGAUGAUCGAGUCGGACUGGCGGGACCGCGAGGCAUUCCGCUCCGAGGUCGGCGAGUACCUGCCCACCGACCUGUGGGUGGGCAUGAGCGGGCCGCUGCGGCGGUGGGAGGUCGUCCGGGCCAGGGAGCAAGAAAGGGAAGAUGAAGGCGAGCUCUCUGUGGGCGAUAAUAAUGCGCAAGGGAGUAUGCCUAGGCAGGAUGACGGCAGUGCUGUGACGUUGAGCCGCGAAGUGGUCGAUGCUGCGAGGGAGAGGAUUAGGAUGGGGGCAUCUGGGGGAACACGAACAAGUGAGUGA
This is a messenger RNA of Diaporthe citri, 1626 nucleotides long. RefSeq lists its product as uncharacterized. The transcript is spliced from 2 exons. Gene Ontology annotation, biological process: autophagy of peroxisome; autophagy of mitochondrion; activation of protein kinase activity. NCBI's taxonomy places the organism in Eukaryota, Fungi, Ascomycota, Sordariomycetes, Diaporthales, Diaporthaceae. The coding region runs from base 1 to 1626 and encodes 541 amino acids. Gene Ontology annotation, molecular function: molecular adaptor activity; protein kinase activator activity. Gene Ontology annotation, cellular component: phagophore assembly site; Atg1/ULK1 kinase complex. The record is from RefSeq and is a predicted model, not a curated record.